AGGCCCGUAUUAAUAAAUAAGUCUCAAUCGUGAUGUCAAGACCGGUAUCAGUUGAUAAGUUCUCAAGAUGCGAUCAGCAUCUUAAUGUCGACGCUAAUUAAUAAACCUUUAUCAACAGUAUCUCAGAUGAUACUGCGGUUCGGAUCGAGAUAUCAAGAUAUGUAAUUUGACACUCGAUGAAAUCCUGAUGUUAAGACUUGUUACGUCACAGCGAACGAACUGUCACAUCUUUCAUUCAUUGCGUUUAGUAAUAGCUUUGAAGAACGAUAAUGUCCAACUCUGUAUGCAUAGGAAUAAAAGUUGUUUUCCAGUUUAAUUGUAUUGUAAUUUGAGGAAAGUAGAUUACUUUUUUAUAUUAUAUACAUUAUGAUUUUUUUUACCAUAAAAGAGCACUAUUUACUAUAAAGUUACGUUUAAUUUUUUUGACAAACGCACAUACCAGUGAUUGCGCGUCACCUCAUUAUAUAUAAUCUGUGGUUCUCCUUCAUGUUUACUUGUUAGUACUUAUCGGAAGUGUAUAGUUUCGUAUUUACUUACAAGUUAUUUGAAGUUAUUAAUUUUCGAUAAUGGAGUCAAAGAAACAUGUCUUUAGCCCCAUCGAAAAAAAACAUUUUCUAGAUGUACUUAAAAAGUACAGUAACGUUAUAGAAAAUAAGGAUACAGACGGAGCUACGUUAAAGCACAAAAACGACGCUUGGAUUCGUGUUACGGCCGAAUAUAAUGCUAGCCCUCUCACUACAAAACAGGCAACAGUUAAACAACUACGGCGCUUGUGGGUUAACACAAAGCAGCGUCAAAGGGAGGCCUUGACGAAAGAACGCCAACAUAGGCUAGCUACUGGAGGAGGGCCAUCUAUCAGCGAUGCUGUCGUUGACCCUGAUGUGUCCAUGGUGGCCCCAGCUCUGAUUGUUGGAAUCGAUAAUGCGAUUGAUUCCGAUUUAGUUGAAGAGUCUUCGCAGUCGCAAACACCAGACGCCGUAGAAAUAGAGCAUUAUGUUUUAGACGAUGUUUCGCAGACAUCCGUCAUUUCCCACGAGCAAGCCACCGAAGAUCAAAUAGUACUGCCUGCCUCACCAAUCCCUUCCACAUCCCAAGUAUCCCAACCCUUCAUAACAACCAUCCCACCUGCCAUCCUACCUGCACGUUCUAACACUAGAACAGGUUUAAAAAAUAGUGUGAUAGAGCAGGAGUACAAGGAUAGAUCUGUGCGGGCCACAGAAAAACACAAUAUAGAGAUGCAGAUUUUAAAAGAACAGCUAAGGGAAGCCAAAGCAAAGGCAGACUUAGCUGAACUUAUUUUAAAAGAAAAGCAAAAUUCAACAGGUCAUACCACAAACAAUUAAUGUUUAUGCACACAUUUUUAUAAUUGUAAUAAAUGAUAGUAAUAAGUUAA
Molecule: messenger RNA, 1393 nt
Organism: Helicoverpa zea (corn earworm)
Lineage: Eukaryota; Metazoa; Arthropoda; Insecta; Lepidoptera; Noctuidae
Exons: 4
Coding region: 567-1343 (258 amino acids)
Source: RefSeq, a predicted model, not a curated record